GAAGAGGAAGAAAGGAGGUCUCUUGCUAGAGCCAGAUGGGAAGGAGGAAGAAAAUAAUGAACAGAAUGAAGAGGAGCAGAAAGAAGAGGAAGUGGAUACUGUAGAGCAGGAGGAAAGAAGCAGAGAAGAAGAAGAAAAAAAGAAAGAGGAUGCUCUUUGGGCCAGUUUCCUUAGUGAUGUAGGACAGAAACCCAAAGCUGCCACACCAAUGAUACAAGCCAAGAAGGCUGAAGAAGAGAAGAAUGGGAAUAAGCUUCAGGAGAAGCCAAAAGAUUCAGGAAAAGUGACAAUCACCAAAACAUUCGAUUUUGCUGGUGAGGAAAUCAAAGUGACUAAAGAAGUGGACUCAAACUCAAAAGAAGCUAAAUCUUUUCUGAAGCAGCAAGAGAAACUGCAGUCAGCAGCUCCGCUUUCCCUCCCAACAGUCUCUGGGGUGAAGAGGCCAAGCGGUAUGAGUAGCCUCUUGGGGAAGAUCGGUGCCAAAAAGCAGAAGAUGAGCACACUGGAGAAAUCUAAACUGGACUGGGAGAACUUCAAGGAGGAGGAGGGGAUUGUGGAGGAGCUGGCAAUCCACAACCGAGGGAAAGACGGGUACAUUGAGAAGAAAGCGUUCCUGGAGCGUGUGGAUCACAGGCAGUUCGAAAUCGAACGUGACAUCAGACUCAGCAGGAUGAAGCCCUGAUGUGCCGCAGGUGGCCGCAGGGGAUCCUGCUCCCUUCUGUGCCCGAGGGCUGGCUGGGCACUGCUGGCCACCCACGGACCACCAAGCAUGGAGACUGUUCUCUACCCAGGACUCAGCCUGUAUGUCUCAGUGUACAGGUUUUUUCUUUUACUGUAAUAGUUUGGGGAGGGUAUUCGUCAGUGGGCAGGGAGCACUGUGAAGGUUAAAUGGCCCAGCAGGUGACAGAAGACACCGGCAUGAUUCUGGCAGCAGCUUUUCAAGGCCAAGAGGUGGUGACACCCAUCCUUUGCCAACCCCAGGUGCUUCUGGUAGCAGGGGGAGCUGCCAAGGCUGGGAGGGUGCUGCCCUGUUUGGUGGUGAGAGCUGCGGGAAGGUUUCGCGGCUGCUGUGCGUGCACAAGCUGUAGGCUGGAGCCCUUUUCCUGGCUCUGCCAGCCCCGCAGCACUCCCUGCCCCUCCGCCCUCUGCUCCUGUCCAGACAAAGCUGAACUGUCUGUACUUGUUUGUGGGGUCUGAUGAUGCUGGGGGGGUUUAAGCAAGCUGAUGAAGAAAUCCUUCCUUGUUCAUGCUGUCAAGAAGAUGGGAGCAGCUGCAGCAGGCAGGAAGGGCCAGGAUCUGAGUGUUCACUUGAAUAAAGUAUUCCAUCCCAACA
Molecule: messenger RNA, 1333 nt
Organism: Acanthisitta chloris (rifleman)
Lineage: Eukaryota; Metazoa; Chordata; Aves; Passeriformes; Acanthisittidae
Gene: CFDP1
Product: craniofacial development protein 1
Exons: 5
Source: RefSeq, a predicted model, not a curated record